UAUAUAAUCAUAAUGCCAUAAUAUUUGAAUUUGAUAAAAGUGUACUCUUAAUAAUUAUUCCUAUCGUAAAAAAAUGCUGUACACUCCUUCAUAUCAAAAACUUGAACAACAAUAUCCAGAUACUUGCUACGAAUGCCAAUCAAAUGAUGAUGUUUAUAAUCAAAAAUCAUGUUCAGUUCACAAAUCAGAACCUCCUACUGAAGAAUGCCCAUUAACCAAGGAAAGAAGCGAUAAAUGCACGGAUUGUAGAUGCAGUAGGAGUGGAUUUGGCAUAAUCUGUUGUUGUUUUUUUAUUUUAUCUAUUGCUAUUACCACAGCGUUAAUUCUACAAUUAUCAUAUGGCAACAGUAUUCCUCCGGGAAAAACAGCUCACGGAGCUGUUGCGACAGAUUAUACAAAUUGUUCCCAAAUCGGAACGAAAAUACUCAGAAAAGGAGGAAAUGCCAUUGAUGCUGCAGUUGCUGCCACAGUUUGCAUGACUGUCGUCGCUCCCCAUAAAACGGGAAUUGGCGGUGGGGGAUAUAUUAUGAUCUACAGCCAAAUCGGACCAAAAACUCAAUUGGUCGUCGAUUUUGUAAACAACACUAUCGAAGGGCAAUUUGGAAAAGCCAAUACAAGAAUACCAGCUGUUUUGAAAGCUUUGGAAUUAGUGCAAUCCUUGCGAGGUAAUUUAGCUUGGCAGGAGGUGAUCGAACCUUCGGUUUCAUUAGCUCGAACUGGAUUCAUAGCCUCGAGAGAAUUAGCCUACGAAUUAUCGAAGCACAGCGAUUACGAAAAAAAAUUCCAUCCUGUUAAUGGCGGAGAGAUUUAUCAGCGACCAAUUCUUGCUAAUACUUUAGAAUUGGUCGGUCAGCAUGGAGCCGAUGUCCUCUACAACGGUUCCUUGUCCAGCGAAAUUGUUAGCAAAAUUGGCACAGAUCAGAAGCUUUUGCGUGACUUGGCGAGCUAUGAACCUCAAGUAAUCGCAGCAAAAGAAACGUCGCUUUUUGACCAUACAAUACUUUAUCCACCACACGCUAAUCUCGUAGAAUUUACUUUAAAAGAACUCGAAAAACUGCACAUUCAAAAGGAAAACGCAACCACAAUCGAAUCACAAAUCCAGGUUGCUGAGGCCCUCGUACAUGCUAAUCUCAUCAGUCAACAUCCGAUUAUCACUCGGCAGAAAUACGCUGGUGUAGUAGCAAUGGAUUGGCAAGGAACUUACGUUUCGAUUGUAACAGGUUUAAACAGCCCAUUGAAUGUCUCUCUGAAAACCGAUGCUGGAUUUUUUCUGGACACAAUUGACCAGAGAGAUGGUUUAAUAAAUUUGACUCCAGUACUUUUCCAUGAUGACGUCCCUAAUUGUGGAUUAAGUGGUUCCUUUAAUUCCGACGAUCCAGCCGUUAUUGGCCAAAUACUUUAUAACUACCUCGCAGUUGGAUUUAAUCUCUCGACUACAAUAGAGUAUCCAAGAUAUUAUUUACUGCCGGAUGGAGUUGCUAUUGAGAAUGACAGUAGUUAUUCAAUAGAUAUGGCAGUAUUAAAUCAAUUGAAAUCUAGUCGUCCUCCAUCUGCCGUGGACCCAAAUUCAAUAAUGAAGAGUAUAAACAUGAUUAUCGAACGGAGAAAUAAGAUCUCGAGUCAUUCGGACAGCAGAGGAGGCGGUUUGUCCUCCAGAUAUUAAAUUAAAAAUAAUCGUACCUAGUAUUAAUAUAUUCAAGAUUUUAAAUUCAAUUUACAAAUAUUGAAUAAUGUUUCUCCAUGAAACGUUAGAGACUGAACGACAGAUAAAAAAGUAUUAUUUUAGAGAUAUGUACUCAGAUACUGUUAAACUCUUUUUGUACUUUUACAUGUUGAAGGCAAUAGUCAUUUUUAUAAAAAUAAUUUAUUGUCAGGUUUGUACUUACUUUUGUAAUAAACGUGUUGGGAAUCAA
Messenger RNA from Belonocnema kinseyi, 1913 nucleotides. Its product is annotated as glutathione hydrolase 7-like. Gene Ontology annotation, biological process: glutathione catabolic process. The record is from RefSeq and is a predicted model, not a curated record. Lineage: Eukaryota; Metazoa; Arthropoda; Insecta; Hymenoptera; Cynipidae. Gene Ontology annotation, molecular function: glutathione gamma-glutamate hydrolase. Gene Ontology annotation, cellular component: plasma membrane. The transcript is spliced from 9 exons. Bases 74 to 1663 code for a protein of 529 amino acids.